Molecule: messenger RNA, 5871 nt
Organism: Closterium sp. Yama58-4
Lineage: Eukaryota; Viridiplantae; Streptophyta; Zygnematophyceae; Desmidiales; Closteriaceae
Source: the annotation of a GenBank genome assembly
AUGGCUUCCAUUCGCGUGCUGUCGUUCGAUGCUGAGGGCCGCCCUGUGCGUUUCACCGCUUGGCUAGAUGACCUGCAGCUGUUUCUCCUGAGCGAUAGCAAGGAGCAUGUGUCGCUCUAUGACUACGCGUCUGGUGCUGCGCCUGCCCCUCCUGCCACAGCUGAGCUUAGUGUUCGUUCCCACUGGCAGACUCGUGACGCAGCUGCUCGCCUAGCCAUUCGCAGUCACCUGCCGUUAGCUGAGCUAGAGCAUUUUGGCGACUGCAAAUCCGCUAAGGCCCUCUACGACGCUGUCGUCGCUCGCUACUCCUCGCCUGCCACAGCUGAGCUUAGCCGCCUCAUGCUGCCGUACCUGUUCCCCGAUCUGUCCACCUUUACUACAGUCGCCGAUCUUAUCACCCACCUUCGCACUAGUGAUGCUCGCCUGCGUGCCGCCCUUCCCACCGAGUUCUGCGCUAAGAACCCCCCUCCACUGUACUGGACACUCCACUUCAUAGUCACCCGUCUCCCUGACACCCUCCGCUCAGUUCGAGACCACUUCCUUGCUCGCUGUCCCACUGAGCUCACAGUCGCCCUCCUAGAGGAGCACCUGCUCGCGGCCGAAAAGAGCAUUGUAGCUGUCGGUGCUGCUCGUGGCGCUCCUCGCACCCCCAUCUUUGAGGGGUGUUCUCCCUCUCCCCUCGCUCCCUCCUACGCUGCUGCUGCUGCUGUUGACUUCCUUGGUGCUGAGUCUGUUGGCGCUGCUUCUACUCCUGGUGGGAGGCGCCGCACCGGCAAGGGCAAGGGGGGCAAGGGUGGUGGUGGUGGCGCUGGGGGGGGAGGAGGUGGGGGAGGUGGGGGGGGAGGCGGUGCUGGAGGGAGCGGUGGCGGGAGCGCUGGUGGGAGUGGGGUCGGUGGUGGAGACGGGGGCGGCGGAGGGACCAGUGGCAGUAGUGGCGGCGGCGGCGGUGGCGGUGGUGGCGGUGGUGGCGGUGCCGGUCGGAGCGGUGGUAGUGGUGGCGGCGGAGGUCGGAGUGGAGGCACUGGCUCUGGCCAGAGCUCCCAGCAGCAGCAGCGUCCCCAGACGACCCAGCAGCUUCGUGAGUGGCUUGCUCAGCGUGGGACGUCGGGGGCCAGUGCCCGCUGUUCUUAUGUCAUUCGCACAGGUGACCGCAAGGGACAGACGUGUGGGAGGUUCCACACCCCGUACCGCUGCUUCUCCCGCCUUGACGACGCUUGGCGUGAGGAGAUGGGUGCGGAUGUUGAGCGCCCCCGCUGGGCUGAGCUCAUGAGGGCUGGUGUUGAUGUCUUUGCUCUUGACUAUGAUGCUAUUAUUGCUGCCAUGUAUGCAUUGACUGUUAGUGCCGAGGGAGACUGUUACCUGUGUGUGCCGCCUGACCCAGGUAUAGAGCCCGCUGCCCUGGGUACUAGUGAGUCUGCUCUCUCUGGUAUGGUGCCCCCUGUACUUGCUCCCCCCAGUGCUGUCCCGGCUGGUUUCGAGUCUGCUCUCUCAGGUACAGCACCCACAGAGACUGCUCUCUCAGUCCUUGCCCAGUCCACCACUGUCCUCCCUUGUCCGGCGGUUCCGUCUGGCUCGUUGUCGGGUUUCCACCUCCCCUCGUUCUCGACGAACCUGGUGAGCAACGCUGUCCUCCAGGAUCAGUGGGUUGACACCUUUACCCCUGGCGGACAGCGUGUGGCGAUCUGCACGUGCUCCAGGACUGGCCGUCACCUGGCUACGUUCACCCGUCGGCCGGGGUCGAGUCUCUACACACUGACCACUGCGUCUCCCCAGGUAGCUGCUGUCGGUCAGGUGUCUGCGUCAGGUCUGGUGGCCCACGCCUGUGAGUGUCGUUCCCUGUCGCACCAGACUCUUCUCUGGCACCACCGCCUGGGUCACCCCUCCUUGCCACGCCUUCGUGGCAUGCACCGUCGCCUCCUUGUGUCCGGUCUUCCCAGGUCCCUCCCUCCCCUCCCUGCCUCGCCUGCGCCGCCCUGCCUUCCUUGCGUCGAGGGGCGGCAGCGCGCCGCUCCUCACUCCUCCUCGUUCCCCCCGACAGAGGCUCCUCUGGAGACCCUCCACCUGGACGUGUGGGGCCCAGCCCGCGUUCGUGGUCAGGGCGGUGAGCGGUAUUUUUUGCUGGUUGUCGACGACUACUCGCGUUACACCACGGUCUUCCCCUUGCGCACCAAGGGUGAGGUCCCUGCUGUUCUGAUCCCUUGGAUCCGCACGGUUCGUCUCCAGCUCCGCCGCCGUUUCCGGACGGAUCUUCCUGUCCUGCGUCUGCACUCUGACAGAGGUGGUGAGUUUUCCUCCGAUCUCUUGAGGACCUUCUGUCAGGCGGAGGGCAUCGAGCAGACCUUCACGCUUCCGGACUCCCCACAGCAGAAUGGGGUUGCUGAGCGCCGCAUUGGCCUGGUCAUGGAGGUCGCUCGUACCUCCUUAGUUCAUGCGGCGGCUCCCCAUUUUCUGUGGCCGUUUGCUGUCCGGUACGCCGCGCAUCAGCUCAACCUCUGGCCCCGUGUCUCCUUGCCGGAGACCUCGCCCACACUGCGUUGGACGGGGGAGGUUGGCGAUGCGUCGCGCUUCCGGGUGUGGGGUGCUCGUGCCCUUGUCCGCGAUACGUCCGCGGACAAGCUCUCCUCCCGCACGCUUCCCUGUGUCUUCCUUGGCUUUGUCCCUGACGCGCCUGGCUGGCAGUUUUACCACCCCACCUCGCGCCGGGUCUUCGCCUCUCAGGAUGUCACCUUUGACGAGUCGGUCCCUUUUUACCGUCUCUUCCCCUACCGCACUGCCCCCCUCCCUCCCCCGCCGCUUUUCCUUGCUCCUGGUCCCCCUCCGGUAGACCCCCUUCCCCCUCAGGGUCCUGCUCCUUCAGGUGUCUCUCAGGUAGACCCUCCUCCCGUCGCUGAGCCUGUCGAGGUCACAGGUGACUCAGGUGCUGCUGCGGGUGGUGCUGCUGGGAGUGCUGAGCCUGGGGGUGCUGAGCCUGGGGGUGCUGAGCCUGGGGGUGCUGGGCCUGGGGGUGCUGGGGCUGCGGGUGCUGGAGCUGAGGGUACUGUGCCUGAGAGUUUGCCGCCUGGGGGUGCUGAGCCUGGGGGUGCUGCGACUGGGGGUGCUGAGCCUGCGGGUACUGAGCCUGCGGGUACUGAGCCUGGGGGUGCUGCUACUGAGCCUACGGAGCCUCGGGUUACUGCGUCUGGGGGUGCUCCGGUUCGGGGUGCUGAGCAGUCUCUCACACCGCAGCAGCUUCGUGACUGGUACGUCCGACGCUUUCGCCGUCCUAGUGGCUCGGCUGGAGUUGGGGGUGCUGGAGCUGCUCGUCCUGGGGGUGCUCGUACUGGGGGUACUGGAGCUGCCGGGACUGGCUGUUCUGGGAGCACUGCGACUGGAGCUGCUGGAGCUGGGGACUCUGGCGCUGGCGGUGCUAGCGGAGUUGGAGCUGCCGACUCUGGGGGUGGCGCUGCUGCUGGUGCUGCGGACCCACCUGGUGGAGCUGCUGCUGGAGCUGGGGACCCGGCCGGUGGAGCUGCUGCUGGUGCUGUGGACCCGGACGCUGGAGCUCCUACUGGUGCUGAGGACCCGGCCGCUGGAGUCCCUUCUGCUUCUGGAGACGCUGCGCGGCCGCGACCGUACUUCGUACCGCUCCUUCAGCAGGUUCUUGGGCAGGCUCCUCCUCCUUGUCCUCCUCCCUCCGUAGAGUGUCCUCCGCCUGUCCAGCCACAGUCACAGUUACCGCCUGCCUCGCCUCUCCCUGCUCCCUCUCCUUAUACUGGUCCCACAGGAGGUCUUACAGAGCGUCGUGAGCCUGAGUCUCGUCCUGCGUCGCCUGUUCGUCCUGCUCGCACUGCUAGUCGUGUCCGUCGUGAGCGUCCUCCUCCUGUCCCAGGCACUCACUACAUGACUCUGCGUCCCUCUACUGCUCCUCGGCGUGUCCCUCUACCGUCUCCUCCUGCGUCCUCUUUGCCUGACGUUCCGGACCCUGAGUCUGACCGGUAUCGCGCUGAGCACCCUACAGUCACGCGUCUCCUCGCUACUGUUGUCACUGACCCUACCUUUGAGUCCUCGGCUGCGUCUGCUCUGGUCGCUGAGUUGGUUGACUUUGCUGCUGCCUGUCGUCUAGACUACGCUGCUAGCCUUGUUGCUGAGUCAGAGUCUGCGUCUGUCUGUCCUCCGUCCGUCGGGGGUGAGUGUGCUCUUGGCACGGACGUCCUUGAGGACAGGCAGGAGGACUUUGACUCUCUUGCGGCUGCUGUACCUCAUCUCGUGGCCUGGUUGCUUGCCCCUGAGGGAGACCCGGAUGCACUAGACAUCCCCACUCCGCGCACUUACGCAGAGGCGAUCUCGGGUCCCUACUCCUCUCAGUGGCAGACAGCCAUGGACGCAGAGAUGGCAUCCUGGAAGUCCACAGGCACCUACGUCGACGAGGUUCCCCCUCCUGGGGCGAACAUCGUCGAUGGCAUGUGGAUUUUCAGGGUGAAGCGGCCGCCAGGUUCUCCGCCUGUCUUCAAGGCUCGUUACGUUGCUAGAGGCUUCAGUCAGCGUCAGGGGGUCGACUUCUUCCAGACCUUCUCCCCCACCCCGAAGAUGACCACUCUUUGGGUUCUGCUGCACGUUGCUGCUCAGCGUGACUACGAGCUUCACUCUCUUGACUUCAGCACAGCGUUCCUGCAGGGCAGCCUGCACGAGGAGAUCUGGCUGCGCCGCCCACCUGGCUUUACUGGGUCGUUUCCCCCUGGUACCCAGUGGAGUCUCCGCCGGCCAGUCUACGGUCUCCGCCAGGCGCCACGUGAGUGGCACGACACACUGAGGACUACUCUUGCGGCUCUUGGGUUCGCGCCGUCUACUGCUGACCCGUCGCUGUUUCUGCGCACAGACACGUCGCUGCCGCCGUUCUACAUUCUCGUGUACGUCGACGACUUGGUCUUUGCUACUGCUGACACUGAGGCACUCGCUCGUGUGAAGUCGGAGCUGCAGAAGAGACACACCUGCACUGACCUGGGUGAACUGCGUAGCUACCUUGGCUUGCAGAUCACCCGGGACAGAGCUCGCCGCACCAUCACCCUGACUCAGUUACACAUGGUGCAGCAGGUCCUUCAGCGCUUCGGCUUCCAGUUCUCCUCACCACAGGCCACACCUCUGGCUACCAGCCACUCGCUCUCAGCUCCACCUUCGGACGAGUCCGUAGAGCCGAGUGGCCCGUACCCAGAGCUUGUAGGCUGCCUCAUGUACUUGAUGACUUGCACGCGACCUGACCUCGCGUACCCUCUUAGCAUCCUUGCUCGUUACGUUGCGCCUGGGAGACACAGGCGAGAGCACUGGGAGGCUGCUAAGAGGGUGCUGCGUUACCUGUGCAGUACAUCAGGCAUGGGGCUGGUGCUUGGAGGACGCGACAGAGUUGUCCUCACUGGUCACUCGGACGCCUCUUGGGUGGACGACCUGGCUACGCAGCGGUCGUCACAGGGUUACACCUUCAGCCUUGGCGCAGGUUCUGUCUCGUGGCGGUCCACCCGCUCUUCCUCUGUUCUCGGCUCUAGUUGUGAGGCUGAGAUCUACGCCACAGCCAUGGCUGCACAGGAGUUACGCUGGCUCACCUACCUGCUGACUGACUUGGGAGAGCGGCCUAGUUCUCCUCCAGUUCUGUACGGUGACAACAAGGCGGCUCUUGCCUUGUGUCAGGAGCACAGAUUGGAGCACAGAACGAAGCACAUUGCUCUUCGCUACUUUCUUGCUCGAGAGCUUCAGCAGCGCGGUCAGCUUCGACUUGUGUACGUGGACUCGAAGGCCAACACUGCUGAUAUCUUCACCAAGGCGCUCCCGCCUAGUGAUCAUCAGCGGCACUGUACUUCUUUAGGCCUUGUGUCCACGUUUCCUCACUUGCUCACUGCUUGA